Molecule: messenger RNA, 1062 nt
Organism: Nicotiana attenuata
Lineage: Eukaryota; Viridiplantae; Streptophyta; Magnoliopsida; Solanales; Solanaceae
Exons: 1
Coding region: 1-1062 (353 amino acids)
Molecular function (GO): nucleic acid binding; RNA-DNA hybrid ribonuclease activity
Source: RefSeq, a predicted model, not a curated record
AUGGGAUCAUCUCUAUUUUGGUUUGAGAACUGGACAGGAUUGGGUGCCCUAUACUUCAUUGUUCCACAAGACUUUGGGAUAGAUGAAACAGUGCAUAAUGUAUUUGAUGUUAUGGAGGAUGGAUCAUGGAAUGUGAAUAGGUUGUUUCAGGUAUUACAAGAAGAUAUAGCUGUACACAUUGUGGAAAAGAUCAAACCUCCAAUAGUUCAAAAUGUGCUUGAUGUACCAUACUGGAUGUUGGAAACAAGAGGUUUCUUUAGUGUCAAGACUGCCUGGGAGUAUUUGAGAAGAAAAGAUGAGCUUAGGAAUGCAUACAGGAAGAUAUGGGUAAAGGGUUUACCUUUUAAAAUAUCUUUCUUCAUGUGGAAGUUGUGGAAAGGGAAGUUGUCAUUAGAUGACUUUAUGAAGAGAAUAGGAUAUUUGAUGGCAUCAAGGUGUUGGUGUUGUUCAGAACCAAGUGAAGAAACUUUGCAGCACUUGUUCUUCAACUCAGAAACUGCAAGAAUAGUCUGGAGUCAUUUUCUCACAAGGGCUGGGAUCAGAGUGCAAGGUUUAACUAUACAUCAGGCAAUUAUCAAGUGUUGGACUGCAGAGGUGUGCCAUAGACUAAAACCUAUCAUGCAGGCACUCCCUUCAUGUAUUGUUUGGGAGCUUUGGAAGAUGAGGAAUAGUAUGAAAUAUGGGGAUGCAAUAUCUACAGGCAGAGUGAUCUACCAAGUUUCUGCAACAAUGCAAGCUUUAGUGAAGGUGAGAAAACCAGGCAUAAGCAAUGUUCCCUAUAGGUGGCAUGAUUUGAUAACUAUGAUGGAGAACUACAAGCCUAGGCUGAAAGUAGACAGAGUAUUAUGGGAAUUCCCUAGUGCAGGAAGGCUAAAAGUCAAUACUGAUGGUGCAUCAAGAGGGAACCCAUGGAGAAGUUCAAUUGGCUACUGUAUAAGAGAUGAGCAAGGUGAUUUGGUUAUGGCAGUGGGGAAAGAAAUUCAGGAGACUACAAACAUUGUGGCAGAGAAAGUGGCUGUGGUAGAAGCACUGCAAUUCUGCAGAUCACAGCAGUAUACAUAG